AUGUCUUCCCUUUUCGAUGCCGUGAUUCAGUCCGAGUUGGGCUCAGGGCCUGCUAGCGACAACCUGCGAUCUGAUCACCUACCCAGCUCCCGUCGCUCUGAGAGCAAUGGCCCCAUGAGUGAUAUGCAUGCAUUCGCCGAUGACCAGGUCGUGACUGGUGGAAAUGCGACAAUCAACCGUCUGCGCAACCCAUAUACUGCUACCCCCGCGCAACUGGUCGACGAUGCAGGAGAAAGGGUGAGGGGUGCAUUUGAGACCCUGCUUGAAGAAUACCAAGAAGAGCCUUCAUCGUCCGCACCAAUCUCCUCAGGUGAGGUUCUCAGCACCAGGUACUACAUCGCUCAGAUCAAAGGAAUGGCCAAGUUUGAAUUGUCAACCCUCUACGUUGAUUUCACACACCUCACAAGUUGGAGAGACCCCAUUCUGGCCGAUGCUGUUGCAACUCAGUACUACCGAUUCCUGCCUUUCCUCACUAAGGCGUUGCACAACCUCAUCGCCAAAUAUGCCUCGGAUUACUUCGUCUCCCACCGAUUGAGCUCCAACAGCUCAGUAGACCCCGGCAGCUCAGCAACCGCAGGUAGCAGCACCGACAACCCCGAGCUCGACCGUCACAUCCGCGAGAAGACUCGCCACCAGCAAACCGACAAGCUCUUCGCUCUCGCAUUCUACAACCUUCCCCUAGUUUCUCGACUUCGACAACUUCGCACGAAACAGAUCGGACAAUUGCUGUCUGUCUCUGGAACUGUCACGAGAACCUCCGAAGUCCGUCCCGAGUUGUCGCUAGGAACAUUUAUUUGCGAGGGCUGCAAAACUGUUGUGCCAAAUGUCGAGCAGACGUUCAAAUACACAGAGCCUUCGGAGUGCCCCAACAACAACUGUGGCAACCGUAUCGGUUGGCGUCUUGAUAUCGGCAAGAGUACAUUCAUUGAUUGGCAAAAGGUCAAGCUUCAAGAAUCAUCACAUGAGAUUCCGACCGGUAGCAUGCCUCGUACAAUGGACGUCAUUCUACGUGGUGAGAUGGUUGACCGCGCCAAGGCCGGUGAGCGCUGCAUCUUCACUGGUACUCUGAUCGUUGUUCCCGAUGUCAGUCAACUGGGACUUCCUGGUGUGCGCCCGGAAGCUGUCCGUGACGACAACUCUUUCCGAGGUGGGGACGGCAGCGGUGUCACUGGCCUGAAGGUAUUGGGUGUGCGCGAUUUGUCUUACCGAAUGGCAUUCCUCUCCUGCAUGGUCACCCCUGACACCACCACACCUGGCCAGAAGCCAGAGCAACAGCUCAGUGGCCAAUCCAACAACAUUCUCGCCUCCCUAAACCAGAACCAGGAUGAUGAUGGCGGAGAUGACUCGGCUCAGGAAGCUUUCCUGCAGAGUCUCACCCCGGCCGAAGUCCAGGACCUGAAGCAACUCGUGCACUCCGACUACAUCUACUCUCGCCUCGUUGAUUCUAUUGCCCCCAUGAUUUGGGGCCACAGGCAGAUCAAGAAGGGCUUGCUGCUGCAACUGAUUGGCGGUGUCGGAAAAUCCACCUCCGCAGAGAGCCUGAAGCUGCGUGGUGAUAUCAACAUCUGUAUUGUCGGUGAUCCUUCGACCAGUAAGAGUCAGUUCUUGAAGUACAUCUGCUCUUUGCACCCCCGUGCAGUUUACACCAGUGGUAAAGCUUCUUCUGCGGCUGGUUUGACCGCCUCUGUUGUUAAGGAUGCCGAGACCGGCGAGUUCACCAUCGAAGCCGGAGCUCUGAUGCUUGCAAACGGUGGUGGUAUCUGUGCUAUUGACGAGUUUGACAAGAUGGACAUCGCUGAUCAAGUCGCUAUCCACGAAGCUAUGGAACAGCAGACUAUUUCCAUUGCCAAGGCCGGCAUUCACACUACACUCAAUGCUCGUGCCUCCAUUCUUGCAGCUGCCAACCCUGUGAAUGGCCGCUAUGACCCGAAGCAAACCCUCCGCAACAACCUGAACUUCAGUGCUCCUAUUAUGAGUCGUUUCGAUGUCUUCUUCGUCAUCCGCGAUGACCCCAAGGAGUCCGUUGAUCGCAGUCUGGCAGAGCAUAUUGUCAAUGUGCACAUGAACCGCGACGAGGCCGUUGAGCCCGAGCUGUCCACCGAACAGCUGCAACGCUACAUUCGUUUCGCUCGCACUUUCCGCCCUGUCUUCACCGACGAGGCCAAGGCACUCCUUGUUGAGAAGUACAAGGAGCUGCGUUCCAACGAUGCUCAGGGCGGUGUUGGUCGCUCUUCCUACCGUAUCACUGUUCGUCAGCUCGAGUCUUUGAUUCGUCUGUCUGAGGCCGUGGCCAAAGCCAACUGUGUUGAGGAAAUCAUUCCCCGUUUCGUCAUCGAGGCAUUCGAUCUUCUCCGCCAGAGUAUCGUGACCGUCGAGAAGGACGAUGUCGAGAUUGAUGAGGAUCAGCCCGCCGCCCAAGAGGAGGACGACCAAGAGAUGGCUGAUCAUAAUGAUGCCGACGGUGAUGAUCAAAUGCACGACGAAGACGCACCCCCUGCUCACACCAAGCGCGAAGGAAAUAAGGUCAAGGUCACAUACGACAAGUACCACGGUGUCUUGAACCACCUUGUCAGACGUUUGAUUGAGGAUGAAACGACCGCAGCCGAAGGUGUUGAGCAGGAAGAUCUUAUUCUGUGGUACCUCGAGCAGAUCGAAGGGGAGCUGAACAGCGAAGAGGAUCUUGCUCGUGAACGCAAGCUUGCGAAGAUGGUUUUGAAAACCAUGGUUAAGGAUAACAUUGUGCUCCGAAUUUCCGGAACCGGCCUCACGGAAGGACCUGAAGAUGUCCAGGAAGACAGCAGAAUUCUCUAUGUCCUGCACCCCAACUGCAAUAUCGAUGAUAUGUAG
Molecule: messenger RNA, 2847 nt
Organism: Penicillium brevicompactum
Lineage: Eukaryota; Fungi; Ascomycota; Eurotiomycetes; Eurotiales; Aspergillaceae
Product: MCM DNA helicase complex subunit MCM6
Exons: 2
Coding region: 1-2847 (948 amino acids)
Biological process (GO): double-strand break repair via break-induced replication; mitotic DNA replication; DNA replication initiation
Cellular component (GO): MCM complex; nucleus
Molecular function (GO): single-stranded 3'-5' DNA helicase activity; ATP binding; single-stranded DNA binding
Source: RefSeq, a predicted model, not a curated record